Messenger RNA from Aspergillus udagawae, 1698 nucleotides. RefSeq lists its product as uncharacterized. Lineage: Eukaryota; Fungi; Ascomycota; Eurotiomycetes; Eurotiales; Aspergillaceae. Gene Ontology annotation, molecular function: oligopeptide transmembrane transporter activity. Gene Ontology annotation, biological process: transmembrane transport. The transcript is spliced from 7 exons. The coding region runs from base 1 to 1698 and encodes 565 amino acids. The record is from RefSeq and is a predicted model, not a curated record.
AUGGUGAAUCCGCCAGCCCUUGGACCGUUCCGGCAGAUGUACAACACGUCACGUUUCCGGUUCUUCCUGUAUGCGUUCGUGGGAAUGUUCUGUUACGCGUGGUUCCCCGGCUACCUGUUCGAAAAAUUGAGUAUCUUCAACUGGCUGAGUUGGAUUUCACCCAGCAACGUGAACCUUGUCGCGAUCACUGGUAUCCAGACCGGAUUGGGCCUCAACCCUCUUCCAACAUUCGAUUGGAAUAUGGUCACCACAGCACUUGAUCCGCUUGUGGUGCCUUUGGUGGCCACCCUGAAUGUAUUCGCCGGCGUCGUCAUCAGCGGGGUCGUCAUCGCAAUCUUCUGGUUCAGAAACACAUACUGGGCCUCUUACCUGCCCAUUAAUACGAACAGGCUCUUUAAUCGCUGGGGUACGGCAUAUAAUGUCUCGGAAAUUCUAGACUCCCACGCGGUCCUCGUCCAGGCCAAAUACCAACAGUAUUCGACCACCUUUCUGGCGCCGAGCAGCCUGGUCCAGUAUACUUUCUACUUCGCGACCUAUUCCGCGACGAUCUCGUAUGCCAUCCUUUAUCAAGGUCAGGCGAUCAUGGCCGGAUUCCGGAAUCUGAUCCGUAAAACUGGCCGGAAGACGGCCAGCGUUCACGACGUCCAUUCCAGGCUUAUGUGCACGUAUAGAGAGGUUUCCGAGAUAUGGUAUGCUGCGCUGAAUGUGCUUGCGCUCGGCCUUGCUGUCGUCGUGAUCACAGCCUGGCCAACAUCCACAAAUGUCGGAGUCAUCUUUGUGGCAUUCAGUGUUGCAGCGGCCUUCCUGGUUCCAGUCGGUCAAAUCUACGCCAUUACGGGGAUUAGUAUCAAUCUAAAUGUGCUGUCGGAAUUUUUAGGGGGUCUAUGGACUCCCGGCAAUCCGCUUUCAGUCAACUUUUUCAAGCUUUAUGGAUAUACCACCCUUGCCAAUGCGCUGCCAUUUAUCAGCGAUCUCAAACUGGCCCACUAUGCUAAAAUUCCACCCUGGCAUACCUUUUCGGCCCAGAUCGUCGCCACGAUCGUAUCGGCGGUUGUGUGCACCGCCAUGCUGAACUAUCAGAUCAAUAAGAUUCCAGAUAUUUGCCAAAGGUUUGAUCUAACUCCCCCAGGUAUCAUUUCUCUAACUCUCAUCGUCCAUGCCAACAGCACUCAGAAGGAUCGCUUUACCUGCCCUGGAGUCAAUACCUAUUUCAGUGCCUCGGUAGUCUUUGGUAGCAUCGGCCCUCGCAGGAUGUUUGGUCCCAGAGGUCCAUACUCGGCUUUACUCGCUGCCUUCCCGAUCGGUCUCGCCCUGCCGGUGAUGCUCUACUUUGCACAAAGACGGAUAUUCUGGUUGCGCAACAUCAACCCGGUGAUGCUACUGCACGGGGGAACCACUUGGUCUCCAUUUAACUUGGCCUACAUCUGGCCCGCGGUUCCACUUUCAUUGUUGUCCAUGGCCUACCUCAAGAGCCGAUAUUUGGCAUUUUGGGCCAAGUACAACUAUAUCGCAUCCGCAGCAUUCUCAUCGGCAAUUGCCAUUGCCAGCUUGCUGAUAUACUUUGCGUUGCAAUCUAAUGGCAUUGAACUGCCCUGGUGGGGCAAUUAUGCGGAUUCAGGAUGCGAGAAACACGCAUGUCCUCGCCUGAGAUUGACAGGGGAAGAGUACUUUGGGCCGCGGGAGGGCGAGUGGGUAUAA